UUUUUUAAAAUGUCUUCAAAUAAGACGACUACCACUACCUCCGGAAGUGAUUCAGCCGAAGAUCAUGUCGUCAGACAACAGUGUCUGUCGUUGUGUCGACAAUAUGUCGGCGGAAGUGUUUGGUCCAGAAAAACAACUCCUAAUAAUAAUAUUGUUGUCAAACAAUUGACUGGCGGUCAGACACAUAAAGUCUAUUUGUGUCGGAAAUUGUUGGCCACCGAUGUCGACACCGAUGCCGACACUACCGAAGCUACUGAUGAUGAUAAACAACUGGUGAUCCGUUUGAAUGCCAAAAGCUAUUGUCUGGGCCAUCAACAAGACUAUAAAGACUAUAUAUUGGCGCCAUUGUUAGCCCAGUUAGGUUUGGGACCUAAAAUCUACGGGAUUUGUCCGUUAGGUCAAGUGUUGAAAUACUAUCCGCACCGACAUUUCAAUGACGAUGAUAUGAAAAACAAUCAUCGAUUAGUUGAACAGUUAGCUAAAUUGUUGGCCCAGUUUCAUCAAUUGGAUGUACCCAUAAGUAAACAUAGCGAUUGGGUACUGGACUUAACUAAAUCAAGUUUAGCUAAACUUGAGAUCAUUGAGUCUAGACUUCAACAAAAAUUUCAUGAAUAUAAUUGUAAAAAUUUACAAUCAUUUCAUCUGAAAUUGGAGAUCCAAUGGCUAAUUGAAUCGCUUGAAAGCUAUAUGUCCUCUACUACUACUACUGCUAGUGGUGUCGACACCACUAUCACUGCCACUGCCGACAGGUUUGUCUUAACACACGCGGACUUCCGAUGCGAUAACAUAUGGGUAGUCACUGAUGAUGACGGCUCAGGUAGUAGUAGUAGUAGUAGUAGUAGUGAUAGUAGUCUAAUGUUAAGCGAUUUCGAUCACACAUCCUAUGGUAGCCGUGGCCUAGAUUUUGGUCAACUAUUCAGUGAGUUUAUCGUCAGAAAAAUGCCAAUAGAUUUUCCCGACGACCAACUAAUGCGUCGAUUUAUUGCCGACUAUAUCCGUGAAAGUAGUCGACUUCGCGACAGUCACGGCAGUGACCAAAAGUGGUCACAACGACCGAUCAAUUCAGUCGAUUCUAUGCUAAAUGAAUGUAAAUUUUUUAUAAUAGCCUAUCAAUUGAUGAUAAUGUUUGUCAUUAUUAUUAUGAUUGACGACGACUUCAAUGAUAUGCCGUUAGACGAAAAAACUUCAUAUGCAAUUUGUGAGGCAUCGAUUGGUAACUAUAUUGAACUUAAACGUAAAUUUAUUUCAAUCAAAAAAUAA
Molecule: messenger RNA, 1260 nt
Organism: Oppia nitens
Lineage: Eukaryota; Metazoa; Arthropoda; Arachnida; Sarcoptiformes; Oppiidae
Product: choline/ethanolamine kinase-like
Exons: 3
Coding region: 10-1260 (416 amino acids)
Biological process (GO): phosphatidylcholine biosynthetic process; phosphatidylethanolamine biosynthetic process
Cellular component (GO): cytoplasm
Molecular function (GO): ethanolamine kinase activity; choline kinase activity
Source: RefSeq, a predicted model, not a curated record